AUGCGUUUCAACAUCCCAGCCCUCCUGACCAGCUUGGCUGCUGGCCUCCUCAUAAACCAGGCUGGUGCUGCUCCUAUUCAAGAUAUUCAGAAUACGGAUCUCAGGAAUUCGAGUUCCAGCCUACCCUUGUACAACUUUGAUCUUCCCUAUGAUAAGGCGCUGCAAGACGGACUCGUCAAACGCAAGCCACCAUCCAACAACGACCAACUCUCCUGGAGCGAUGCUAUAUUGACUGGUAAACGCAAUAUAGCGAAACUGGAAAACCCUGGGACAUCUACCAAUUAUGCCAACUACAAAACCCAUUACCAUGAAGGUGGUGGCAGACAUGCGACGAAGGAGCUCCAGUUUGGCUCAGAUAAUGGAUACUGGCCUCCUGCAGUCCUGGAUCUCCUUGGACUCACAAAAGAGGAUAAAUACCAAUCAGUAUCGAUAUUCUCCAAUGACCAGAUCAAGAAGCACAACCUUCAACGUCCAGUGGCACAGAACGGUUAUAUUCCAAGUCACGGCCUCAUCCUUGCAAAGUCUAACUUCAAGAAUCAGGACCAUAACGAGGUAAAAAACCAACUUCCACCAGCUGAAAUCAUGCUGCAAGUAUGGGAUGAAUUAGCUGGUAACAAAAAGGAUGAUCUCCAUUGGAUUGUUCGCUCCAAUAUUGUAAAUGAAGGGACCAAAUCGAUAAUCGACGAAGCAUACCAAAGGCUUGGCAAGAGUGACAAGCAAAUGGUCAAGGUCACCCAAGCGGAACACCUUGAGGUAUUUCAGGCAUUGUCAGGAACUCCAAACUGCAAGGGUAUUUAUCCCACAUUUGCCAAUCAUGGCAACACACAGGGCAAGGAAGUGACGGCCCUCUGGAUAUACAAGGAACCAGGUCAAUAUUUUAUCGCCAUGGAGAUGGAAAAUAGUAGCUGUUAA
Aspergillus chevalieri is the source of this 912-nucleotide messenger RNA. RefSeq lists its product as uncharacterized. Bases 1 to 912 code for a protein of 303 amino acids. The record is from RefSeq and is a predicted model, not a curated record. Lineage: Eukaryota; Fungi; Ascomycota; Eurotiomycetes; Eurotiales; Aspergillaceae. The transcript has 2 exons.